Plodia interpunctella (Indianmeal moth) is the source of this 3733-nucleotide messenger RNA. RefSeq lists its product as uncharacterized. Gene Ontology annotation, molecular function: transmembrane transporter activity. The coding region runs from base 317 to 3406 and encodes 1029 amino acids. The record is from RefSeq and is a predicted model, not a curated record. Gene Ontology annotation, biological process: transmembrane transport. NCBI's taxonomy places the organism in Eukaryota, Metazoa, Arthropoda, Insecta, Lepidoptera, Pyralidae. Gene Ontology annotation, cellular component: membrane. The transcript is spliced from 18 exons.
UAUAUUUGUUCGUCAAAUGUUGGUAAAACAUCUGAAUAUACAUUCGCAUCAAUAUAAAACAUUAGGCUACUAAUGUUAGUGGUCUUAUCUCGUCUUGUCCUAAUUGAUUCAUUGAUUGUGCUUUUAAUUGUAGUAAAAUAUUGUGGCAAUGUAAUUUGUAUUGUAUCUGUGAAUAUAACUACACGUAACAAACCUGUUUUAUUUUGUGACGAAUCUUGUAUUACAGGCAUAGCCUAAAGCCGUGAUAUCUACUGUUCUAUGUGCGUGUAAUUCUUUUCGAUAAUUGCAUUUAUCUUAUUCGUAUAAUAAAGACAAAAUGAGUACUGUGGAUUUAACUGCAAUGGAUGUCACGGUCCAACCUAACCCAGAGGAAAAACUCCAGACGCCCAUGCAAGAAGUGAACGACUGCCUCAAAGCCUGUCAGUUCGGACGUUUCCACAUCAGGCUACUGGCAGCCACCUUUGUGGGCUACGUCAGUGGCGUCGGUGUCAUCAGUACUACCUCCUUUCUACUGCCCAGUGCUGAAUGUGAUCUAAAUAUGACAUUGCUGCAGAAAGGAAUCUUAAACGCUAUUCCUUACUUGGGAAUGUUAUUUUCAUCAGUCCUCGCUGGUUUUUUGACAGACGCUUUUGGCAGGAAGAUAUUCCUGCUUUUUGGUUUCGCAGGCACGUUUGUGUUUACAGUGAUAUCUGGCACCAGCCAAACAUACAAUAUUUUAGUCACUUCUAAAUUCUUCGAAGGACUAUUGUUUGCAUCGUCCUUCAGCGCAGUAGUGUCAUUUUCCUCAGAGUUUUACCACAACGACAUUAGGGACCGCGUCAUAAUUCUGCAAUCUUCAUUUGCAGCAGCCUCACAGAUCAUUAUAGCUGCAAUAUCCUGGGCUGUCUUGAUACAGGAUUGGAAUUACACCUUAUUUGGAGGUUAUAUUGUAUUAAAUACAUGGAACUUCUACUUAUACGUCGUCUCAUUUUGGUCGCUACUGGCCCUGUUAAUGUAUUCAUAUUUGCCGGAAAGUCCAAAGUACUUAGUGAUGCAGAAAGAAUAUACGAAAGCAAGACAAGUACUUACAAAUAUAUACAAAGAAAACACAGGAAAAUCGCCUGAAACAUAUCCUUACAAAGAUAUAUGGACAAACGAAAUACGAGACAAAAAUGCAAUUUCAGGAUCACAAAAAAAUACAUCUUUCUCACACCAAAUUGUGGUCGGUCUACACAACAUAAAACCUAUGUUCAGGAAACCAUUGGUUCAAUAUUUAGUUCUGAUUUGCCUCAUCAACUUCAUGACUAUGGCUUCAUCUAACAUCAUAACGCUAUGGUUCCCACAAGUGUCUACUAUAGUGGAACAUUAUAACAUCGGUGAUCAGGAUCUGUGUUCGGUCCUGGACACUUACACAGAAGACUUGGAGUUGAGACGACUAAACACAACUGUAGAAACAAAAUGUUUGUCUACAAGGAGUGGAGCGGAGACCUACAUCAACAGCAUGAUUAUAGGUGGUGUGAGUUUAAUUCCAAUACUUCUGACAGGCAUUCUAGUGAAUUAUAUAGGGAAGAAAACCUUGGUCAUGUUGGGAUGCUUGUUCUUCUCUGGGGCAACCUUGGGUAUGCGGUGGGCUAACACGAAAACUGCUGUGGUUGCCCUGUUCGCUGUGGACGUGUGCAUUGGACAGACAAGCAAAAGUCUUACCCAGGCUUAUAUUGUUGAGUUUUUCUCAACUUCUACCAGGAGUCUAGCUCUAUCAAUAAUUAUGAUGCUGGGUCGUAUAGGCACUCUGCUAGGAAACGUAGCUUUCCCAAUAUUGCUGAGCACGAGCUGUCAAUUGCCCUUUUUUCUUAUCUCAGGAAUUAUGCUUGCCAAGACCCACAAUGAAGAACCACCACAAACUCCCAUCCAGCAAGUCAACAGCUGUCUCAAAGCAUGUAAAUUCGGGCGAUUCAACAUAAAACUGUUACUUGUUACUCUGGUUGGCUUCGUGAGUGGUGUGGCAGUCAGCAAUACCACGUCGUAUCUACUGCCCAGCGCUGAGUGCGACCUGCACAUGACCCUGCUGCAGAAGGGGAUAUUAAAUGCUAUGCCAUAUUUGGGAAUGUUGUUCUCCUCUGUACUGGCUGGUUUCUUAACGGACACGUUUGGCAGGAAAAUAUUCCUGAUGCUGGGUUUCGGUGGAAUGUUCGUGUUCACGGUUAUAGCCGGCACCAGCCAGACCUAUGACGUUCUGGUCACCGCCAAGUUUUUUGAAGGACUACUGUUUGCGUCAUCAUUCAGCGCAGCAGUGUCACUUUCCGCAGAAUUUUGCUACAAUGAAAUUAGGGACCGGGUCAUAAUACUGCAGUCGUCUUUCCUUGCGCUUGCGCAGGUCAUCAUAGCCGGUAUAGCGUGGGCCGUACUCAUACAAGAUUGGGAGUACUCGCUCUUUGGGGGGUAUAUUGUGCUAAACACAUGGAACUUCUACUUAUACAUAAUGUCGCUGUGGUCACUGGCGUCAUUUAUAAUGUACUCGUUCCUACCAGAAAGCCCCAAGUACCUGGUGAUGCAGAAGGAGUAUGCGAAAGCUAGAGAGAUACUAAUGAAUAUUUACAAAGAAAACACUGGAAAAUCAGCUGAUACUUAUCCUUACAAAGACAUAUGGACCAAUGAAAUAAGAGAGGAGAGUGACCGAACAUCUGAAUCUAAAAAAGAGACUACCUUCUCCCACCAAAUUUCUAUUGGUCUUCACAACAUCAAGCCAAUGUAUAGGAAACCCUUAGUUAAAUACUUGGGUGUGAUUUGUCUCAUAAAUUUUAUGACUAUGGCAUCUUACAACAUAAUUAGACUAUGGUUUCCGCAAGUCUCGACAGUGGUGGAACACUACAAAAGUGGUGAUCAAGAUUUAUGUACGAUGCUGGAUGCCUACACUGAAGAUCUGAAACUUAGGCGGCUAAACACUACAGCGGAGACGCAAUGUGUACCGACACGAAGCGGUGCGGAAACUUAUAUAAAUAGUAUGAUAAUAGGCGGCAUUAGUAUAGUUCCGAUUCUGAUGACGGGCAUCUUAGUAAAUCGUAUUGGUAAAAAAACUCUAGUUAUACUGGGCUGUUCGAUAUUCGCUGGAGCCACGUUGGGAAUGAGAUGGGCCAACACAAAGACUGCAGUUGUCACAUUAUUUGCUGUGAAUGUGUGCGUCGGACAGACAAACAAGAGUUUAAUUCAAGCUAUAGUUGUGGAAUUUUUCUCGACUUCUACGAGGAGUCUAGCCCUGUCCAUAAUGAUGAUGCUGGGUCGUGUAGGCACUCUGUUAGGAAAUGUUGCCUUUCCAGUCUUGCUCAGCUUGAGUUGCGAAAUACCAUUUUUUCUUAUCUCGGGAAUCAUGCUUUCUUUGGUUUUUGUGGGCUUUUUCUUGCCAACAAAAAAGCAGUUGAAAAAACGGUGAAAAGGCGAUUUUUUUAUUAUAUAAGACUAUUAUUUCUGGGAUAAUGGGUUUAAAUUUAAUGUAAAAAGUGCUUAAUGAAAAAUAUUAUAUUUUUCUAUAAAGAAGAAAUGAAAUUAUAUUCAGACUUUGUAAUAAUUUUCUGCUCGAAUAUAAGUACAUUCAACGGCGUACUUAUCCCAUGUAUCUCUUACAGUCAACCGGCGGUUGAGAGGACAUAUUUUAUCAGGGUUGUAGAUUAUUUGAACAGUGUAUUAUCAUUUUAACUAAAAUAUUAUUUUAGAUUUAUUAAGUUGUAUACCUAUAAUUUGAUAUGAAUCAAAGUUAUUA